AUGGAUCCACAGCAGCUGCUUUUAACUGAGCACCUCGGGUUCGCUCCCUUGACUCUCGUUGAUGAAGUCAUAAACGCUGUCAACCAUAUCAUGUACAGAUGUACAGACGCCUUAGAGGUUUUUCUCAAGAACAGGCGAAAUAGUCAAAUUCAGGAGCUCCGAAAUAAGCUGACGGACGAUUCCGAUAUCAUGAUGGACGAUGCAGAACCCACCAAUCCAGAAUUCAAGAAGAAGGUGUUUCCUUUAGAGGAUAUCGAAAAAGGCACAGCUGAGCUUGAAACGCUACUAGUAUCGCACGUGGACCGUGCUUUCGAUAAGUUUGAGCUUUAUACGCUCCGUAACAUCCUUCAUAUUCCCCCUGAUCUAGUGAGUGGAGGCUGGCUAAGACUCAAGCACCAUGAGGGUCUAGAUAUGCUGGCCGCUGGGGACGCCUCUGCAGACGAGGAAAUCAAACUGUUGAUGGAGAAAAUCGACCUUGAGCUUACGUUACGGAAGGUUCUUCAGGUACAAAAAGCCAAAGCUGUUAAGUUAGUGCUGGCGCUUAAACACUAUAGAGGCUGCGUGGCCGCCAUUGUUUCCCUGGGCCCUGCUUCGCAACUAUCGCCUGGAAAGAAGGCCAUUCUCCGUCAGCACUUGGAGCCUAUGAACGAAAACUUGUACUAUUUGCUUGGUCAAACAGAUACGCUACUAGAGCAGACGCUCAAAUUGGAGCGGAAGCUCAGCACAGGCCAGUUCCAGGAGGAGGGCAGAUUCGUGCCGUCUUUGCGUGAUAUGUACAUGAACCAUAAAUCGGUGAAGUUGUUGAACGAGUGUGGAGUUUUGGGUGACCAAGGCAGUCUGCUGCUCAUGUACUCGGCCACAGCACAGCAGCCACAACCGCACAUGGCCGGAACUUUAAGACCAGACCCCGACCUCCAGCGGUUCAACACCGCCAAGGAGAAGAUGGGACACUACUUCCGUUUCAGACCCAGAUCCGCUUUUUUCAACGUGCUCUGGAUGGGCGUGGUGCCUCUUUCCCUCACCUACUUGGCCUACUCCUACGAGGGUCAACUAUCUUUCGGCAGAAAGUUCAGAAAGGAGGUUGUUUUGGAGGAGGACUACGUGCCUAGAAAGAAGGACCUUUAG
Molecule: messenger RNA, 1125 nt
Organism: Candidozyma duobushaemuli
Lineage: Eukaryota; Fungi; Ascomycota; Pichiomycetes; Serinales; Metschnikowiaceae
Product: Mis12 domain-containing protein
Exons: 2
Coding region: 1-1125 (374 amino acids)
Biological process (GO): mitotic cell cycle; kinetochore assembly; mitotic sister chromatid segregation
Cellular component (GO): chromosome, centromeric region; nucleus
Source: RefSeq, a predicted model, not a curated record